Dermochelys coriacea (leatherback sea turtle) is the source of this 2947-nucleotide messenger RNA. It is a transcript of the gene ANKRD39, whose product is annotated as ankyrin repeat domain 39. Gene Ontology annotation, molecular function: protein binding. The transcript is spliced from 4 exons. Lineage: Eukaryota; Metazoa; Chordata; Testudines; Dermochelyidae. The record is from RefSeq and is a predicted model, not a curated record. Bases 118 to 666 code for a protein of 182 amino acids.
GCGCCAGCCGGAACCGGAACCGGGGCUGCGCCCAGCCCAAGCCGGCGAGGGGCCGAGACUGGUGCCCGCUGCCCAGACCCCCCCCCCGCAGGCGGCGGCCCGGGGAUCGGGCCCCCCAUGGCCUCCUCGGGCCCCCCCGGCUCCUGCUGCCCCCACGGGCCGGCCGUGCCCGGCGCGCACCAGACCGCGGCGGAGAUGGACUUCGAGCGAGGGGUCUGGUCGGCCGCCCUGGACGGGGACCUGGGGCGGGUGCGGAAGCUCCUGGUGGGGAAGCGGGUGGAUCCCAGCCAGCCCGACCUGGCCGGCUACACCGCCCUGCACUACGCCAGCCGCAACGGGCACGGAGCCGUCUGCCAGUUCCUGCUGCAGAGUGGGGCCCGGUGCAACGCCCAGACCCACGGUGGGGCCACCGCCCUGCACCGAGCCAGCUACUGCGGCCACGUGGAUGUGGCCAGGCUGCUGCUGGCCCACGGAGCCGACCCCGGGAUCGUGGAUGACGACGGCAUGACAAGUUUGCAUAAGGCCGCCGAGAGAGGCCACCGUGAGCUCUGUGAGCUCUUGCUGCAGCACAGCCCGGGGCUGAAGGGCGUCCGGGACAGGAGGGCCAGGAGAGCACGUGACCUGGUCCCCGGCAGCAGCGCCUUGCGGGACCUUCUGGAGCCCUGAGGGCAGCGCGCGGCGGGGUGGCGCUGCGCCAGGGUGCUCUGUGCUUUGUCUCCCCGCUUGGCCUGCUGCGGGAUUGCAGCCGGUGCUGCCAUUGGGCCAUCUCCCGAGCUGUCCCUGAGUGUGCAGCCCUGGGGUGAUCUGGGCGCGCGCCCCACUGGGGUGGCGGCGGGACAGGGGAACGGGCACAGCUAGGCAGGGAAAAGGAGGGAACCGCUAUAAACCCUGUACGUGUCACUGGCUGCGGGGAGCCACGUUCGGGGGCUGAGAUCAAGGGGAGUCCAGCGAGACGGCAGGACACCCGGAGCCGCCGGGGUGCCCCUGCUCCCAGCCUGCACUGCUGGUGUCGCCACACCGGGGCUCCCGACGUGCUAACCUGGCCUCCGCAGGCAGGGAAGAGGCUUCUGGCUCCGCUCUCAGGCAGCUGCAGUGGCUGGCGGCAAGGUGGGCCUUUGGGGGGUAGGGACCUGUGUCCAGCCCUCUGCAUGAGCCAGGCACCACCGCCCAGCCCUGAGCCAGGCUCCCAGGGCCACACUUCUGGCGGGAAUCUGAGGCAGCCAUGUUGGUUGUGGGCAUUGAGAGACAGGCAUGGGCUGGUCCCCUGUGCUGGGCACCACGGACCCCGUCAUGCAGGGGCUGCAGGCUCACAACCACUGGGAGGAGGAGUCUGACUGGGGUGAAGGCCCGUGGCCUGCUCCAUGCCCAGAGCAGAUGGCAGCGUGGUGCCAGGCAGUGUCUGCUGGGAUUUCUGGCCUGGCACCAUGGCUAGGGCUGCCGUGGGCUCCUCUCUGUGCCCACAACCCUGAGAUGGGGGAGAGGGGGGGCUGGGAUAGGUUGUCCCCCUUUGUGGAGCUAUUUUAGUCCUUGGCACUGGGCUGGGGAACUGGAGCCCCCAAGGAUCUGGUGCCAGGAUGUUGGGCUUCAGCACCAUUAACUCUUCCCCACCUAGUCCCCUGCCACAUCCGUCCCAAGGGGCUGGUCUCUGGGGUCCUGCAGGGCAUCUGCCCUCUGCUAGUGCCCACCCCUGCCCUGUGUUGCCCACUCCUCUAUCCCCUUGCUGUUCUGCCCCGCUCCAUCCCCUCUCCGCCCCAGCAGGAAGCAGGCUGGGAUGGGGUCCUGCAAACAUACCCUCCUGACUUGCUCACAGCUGGACCAAAGAGGAAAAAGGGGGAGAGAAGCCCAGACCCCUCCCCAUCUAUUGCACAGUGAUCUGGCUGGGGGCAGGGUGGCUUCUUCUACUCCCCCCCCAUGCUAAAGGAACCCCCCCUUAACCAUAGGCCCACAGAGAGCCACCCCUCCCACCCAUUCCCAGCGCUAAGCGGAGGUGGAACAGGGGGGCUGCCCUGUCUCCCAGGGAGGGUCCAGCAGAGCCCCCCAAGCUGUGGUCAGUGGAAGCUGCAUGGAGGGCGGGUGCAGGGGCUGGGAAGUGGAUGCUGAGCCUCAUGAUGGCCAGCAGCAUCACAGGGAGCAGGGCCAGCCCCGACCUCUAGGGGAAAGCGCCCCCGCUGAGCGCCCGCCCUGCUCCCUGCAACACUGCACCCCCUAGUGCCAGCCCUGACCUCCAGGCGAGAGUGCCCCCUGCUGAGAGCCCACCAUGCUCCCUGCAACACCGUGCCCCCCGAGUGCCAGCCCCAACCUCCAGGGGAGAGCGCCCCCUGCUGAGCGCCCGCCCUGCUCCCUGCAACACUGCGCCCCCUAGUGCCAGCCCCGACCUCCAGGCGAGAGCGCCCCCUGCUGAGAGCCCGCCCUGCUCCCUGCAGCACCGUGCCCCCCGAGUGCCAGCCCCAACCUCCAGGCGAGAGCGCCCGCCCUGCUCCCUGCAGCACCGUGCCCCCUAGUGCCAGCCCCGACCUCCAGGGGAGAGCGCCCCCUGCUGAGAGCCCACCAUGCUCCCUGCAGCACCGUGCCCCCUAGUGCCAGCCCUGACCUCCAGGGGAGAGCGCCCCCUGCUGAGAGCCCGCCCUGCUCCCUGCAGCACCAUGCCCCCCGAGUGCCAGCCCCAACCUCCAGGGGAGAGCGCCCCCGCUGAGUGCCCGCCCUGCUCCCUGCAGCACCGUGCCCCCCGAGUGCCAGCCCCAGCCCCCUGCUGAGCGCCUGCCCUGCAGUGUGUAGUGUGUUUGGGAGCUGCCCUGUUUCUGGGGGGUGGGCGACAUGCUGGCAGGGCAGGGCAUAAAUUCAUAAUAAAUCCCUCACAAACUGCACCGUCCCUUUUUUGUACAAACUCACCCUGACUAACCUACACGGAGAUGGGAGCAGUGUGGGGCGGGGACCGUCUCUGUUCCGU